AUGGAGCAUAAUGGGUCUGCUUCCAAUGCGGAUAAAAUCCACCAGAAUCGUCUGUCCAGUGUUACCGAAGACGAAGACCAAGAUGCUGCUCUUACCAUUGUGACUGUGCUAGACAAAGUCGCUACCAUCGUGGACAGUGUACAGGCAAGUCAGAAGAGAAUAGAAGAGAGACACAGGGAGAUGGAAAAUGCCAUUAAAUCUGUGCAGAUUGAUCUGUUGAAGCUUUCACAGUCACAUAGCAACACUGGCUAUGUUGUUAACAAACUAUUUGAGAAAACUCGUAAAGUCAGUGCUCACAUAAAAGAUGUGAAGGCCCGGGUGGAGAAGCAACAAGUUCACGUGACAAAAGUUGAAACUAAGCAAGAAGAAAUAAUGAAGAAAAACAAAUUCCGCGUGGUUAUAUUCCAGGAGAAGACUCGCUGUCCAACUUCCCUGUCUAUUGUUAGAGACAAAAACCUCACCGAGAACCAAGAAGAAGAAGAAGAUGAAAUCUUUGAUCCUCCCAUAGAUCUUUCUUCAGAUGAAGAAUAUUAUGUUGAAGAGAGCAGAUCUGCCAGGUUUAGAAAGUCAGGCAAGGAACGCAUUGAUCAUAUCAAAAAGGCAUUUUCCAAAGAAAGCAUGCAGAAGACACGGCAGAAUUUUGACAAGAAAGUGAACAGAAUUAGAACUAGAAUAGUGACACCUGAGAGGAGAGAAAGGUUAAGGCAGUCUGGAGAGAGGCUGAGGCAAUCUGGAGAGAGGCUGAGGCAGUCAGGGGAAAGAUUUAAGAAAUCUAUUUCCAAUGCUGCCCCCUCAAAGGAGGCUUUCAAGAUGCGCAGCCUCAGGAAGGCUAAAGAUACAAAGGCAGAAGGUCAGGAAGUGGGGAGGGACAUGGGUGUGGACAUCAUUGCAGGCAGCCCGGCUCUUGAUCCCAUCCAUGAGCUCCACCCCAAUGAGUUCAGUGAAACAGAAGAGGAGGCAGGCAGGACAGGGUAUGUGCCCCAAGUAGGCAGUGACUUCCCAACCCCUGAGCCUUUAAAGGUUACUUUUAAACCUCAGGUGAGAGUAGAGGAUGAUGAAUCUCUCUUGUUAGAUUUAAAGCAGUCUUCAUAA
This is a messenger RNA of Dipodomys ordii (Ord's kangaroo rat), 1092 nucleotides long. RefSeq names its product muscle-related coiled-coil protein (gene Cavin4). Gene Ontology annotation, biological process: regulation of gene expression. The record is from RefSeq and is a predicted model, not a curated record. Bases 1 to 1092 code for a protein of 363 amino acids. Gene Ontology annotation, cellular component: cytoplasm; caveola. The transcript has 2 exons. Lineage: Eukaryota; Metazoa; Chordata; Mammalia; Rodentia; Heteromyidae.